GUAAAAAGUGUCGAGCUGUUUCAGUGUAUUUAAUUGGUGACAAGCAGACACGUGUACAUUAGACACUUGGCCUCGGCCUUUGUAUYUUGAAAUUCGUUCUCUUCAACGCUCGUGAUUCAUCCUGCUCAUUCCCCGACGAGAAACAACUGUCCCCGUAUCGCAGGAAUAGUUAGCCUUGACCCUCAAUCAUGGCUCACGCUCAAAAUGGCGAUGUAAAAACGAUCGACAGAAAUCUACCCGAUUUCUCUGAUCAACUCGCUUGGAAAAGAGUAUCGUACGGCGCACUCUUGACAAUAAUACUCGGCGUUCCAGGUGUGGUUAUCGGUGUUUUAGGCUUGCCAUGGUGGAUGUAUCCCUUGUGUUUCAUCGCUCUUCUUUUGCCACUGUUUGGGUCUUUUCUUGUCGUUUAUAACCGYCUUUGUGUUUGGGAACUCGGCACCGAGGGAUCGCGCGUCGCUCAAUAUCUAACAUUUCACGACGAAGCCUUAGCCAAGACUUAUUCCAAUCGUAAAAUCCCUAUGCACGUUCUGUAUGAAGCUUACGGGGACGGCAAGAUUGAUUUCAACAUGGAUCCCCUUCAAGCCAUGGAACAUAGAAAGGAAUUCGCAACGUUUGAACUAUCGAUGUAUCACCUCAAAUUUUUCCUGUUCAAUUUCAUGCCAGAAUUGUUGUCACACUCCAAGACCCAGGAUUGCGAACAAGUGCGGGAUCAUUACGACCGAGGYAACGAUUUCUAUGAAGCGUUCUUAGGACCCCUUAUGAUUUAUACGUCAGGAAUAGUCCUCGAUCCAAGUGAAACCCUGGAAGAAUUACAGCGAAAUAAACUCGGGAUUGUAUGUGACAAAGUCCAGAUGAAGGCCGGGGAUCGCCAUUUGGACAUUGGGUGCGGUUGGGGGACCCUAGUGAAUUACGCUGCAGAGCAUUGUGGAUCCAAUUCGACUGGUGUGACGAUAUCAAGYAAUCAGAUAGAAUGGGCAAAUAGAGUUGCUCAGCUGAAAGGUGUCAACUCUAGAGUGAAUUUUCUGUGCCUGGACUAUCGUGAUAUCCCUUACACCAAGUAUGACAAAAUAACUUGUCUAGAGAUGGCUGAGCAUGUAGGGAUCCGUCAUUUCCAGGCAUUUCUACGCCAAGUCAGCGACCUGCUAGAAGAUGAUGGUAUUUUCUUCCUUCAAAUUGCUGGAUUGCGAAGGGCGUGGCAGUGGGAAGACUUUAUAUGGGGAAUAUUUAUGGCCAAGUAUAUAUUUCCCGGUGCCGAUGCCAGUUGUCCUCUUGGUUGGUURACAACACAACUAGAGCAAGCUGGAUUUGAAGUCCAGGCAACAGAAAAGGUUGGUGUCCACUACUCGCAUACCAUUCAUCGCUGGUAUCAAAACUGGAUUCAGCCAGCAAACCAGAAGCGCAUGUUUGAUAAAUAUGGCCGUAUUGUACGUAUAUGGAAUAUAUUCCUAAGCUGGUCUACAAUUAUUGCUAGACAGGGAAAUUCAACUUGCACACAAAUAGUUUGCCAUAAAAACCUCAAUAAUUAUAACCGUUCAAGGUUUUUCAAGUUAAAAAAUAAGUAAAUUAGUUAGGUUUUUUGCUAUUUAGGUCCUCAGACUAAGGUUUAUUUACAGAUAUUGCUCAUAUACUUUUGCUAAUAAAGCAAAAGAUGAUUUUAUCAACUUAUGGCAAUCUAUGCCUCUUUGGUAUUUCACUGCCAAUAAUAAUUAUUGCUUUUUACAAAGUAAGCUUUAUACCUAAGGCCUAAUAUUUUAAUCUUGUACAAAAUACAAGAACCAUAUUGGUAAAGGGAUAAUUUCUAGGCAAACAAAACAUAACUUAUUGAUAAGUGAAAGCAGAAAUUAUCUGAAAUCCAAAACAUUUUAACUUUUAAGAAGGUUAAAAGAGAAAUAAUAAAACCAUUCUAAAUGAAAUCAAGCAAGAAAAUUAAAGUUAAGAUAGUUAAUUUUAUGAAGAUAAAUUUAUUUCAGUGAGAACUGUCAAGCAAGACAAGACAUUGAUUGUAGACAAACAAUACAUAAAUUAGCUUUCAUGUAGACAUUAUUUUUAUGUUUUUUGGGGAGUGUUUUGUAACCAGUGUGAUAUAUUUGUAACAUCUAGUUUYAGAAACAAUCAUAACAGUAUGUAUUUAUACUUUUAUAAUUGAAUCUACUGCAGGAUGUCAGGAACAUCAUAUUUAAUUAUCUUACAUGGGGUCCUUUGUGUUUUAUACGCUGCACGCUUUACAAAUAAAUUAGCAUYUUUAUCAAUUUUUCUUUUUUAGUAAAAAUGAGUUGUUGUGCCUUGCAAGAACUCAUUUAAUGGAUUUAUUCUUAUAGUAAGAAGAGCYAAUAAUUAAGUUUGUUUUGAAAUCUUUCAACCUUAAAGUAAAGUGAUUGAAUAUUAUUAAGUAGUUUUAUGCAGAAAAGAAAUGCAGUAGAAUAGAUUAAACAAAAGAAAAAUUUGUACAKAAAUCAAUUCAAAUUUGCAAGUUUCAUCUUGAUUUCUUUCUGCAGUUGUUAAAGUUGUGAUUUUGAGAUAUGUAAAUAAGAAUUUUCUAGUCACCUAAGGUAACACAGAAUAUGAAAAUUGCUUAAAUGUACAUACAACUUACAUCUCCCUGUAAUGUCAAACCUACAACUUGUAUCCAUAAAGAUGUCACUAUGUUUUAAWGUUUUAUUAAAUUGAGACAAACUAUGCAAAGAAAUAGUGAAAAACAAUCAAAUUGAAUUCUCUGUAGUUUACAUUUAUCUAAAAGUGUUUUUAUUUAUCUGUGAAAGAGAAAACUAGAAUCAUUCUGUUCAGUUUAGGUAGAUAAUUUUAGUUGAGGCACAAGUGAAGCCUUGUAGGUAUGGGGAAAAGGCAAUUUUAGAAAUGUAUAGAUAAAUACAAACACAGAGAGGAUAAUGUUAUCAGAUACAUUCUGAAUCAAGAUUAUUAAAUUAUAUUGCUUAACAAUUAUUUAGCAUAAAAAAGUUUUAAAUUAAUAGUGUUUAAGUUAAAUAGAAAGUUUAAUUUUAUUGAUGUUAAAUUAAGAAGUUUUAAUGGUAAUUCAAAUAUAUUUAAAUUUAUUCUAAAUAAUCCAAAAUUAACUUUGUUAAAAGUCUAAUUUAGUUUGCAAAUCAACCAAUACUAAUUUGGUGCUUGCCAUCUGCCUCUAAAAACAACAAAACUGAAAUGAUGCUUCACAGUUAGUUGUAAGGGUUAAUGCAUGCAAUAUGAACAAUAUCAUCAUACAAUAGUAAUAAUAUUGAACAGGUUUUGCAAUACAUGUUUAUGAGAGAUGUGUAAUUUGCAUCCUGUUGGGUAUAAGGUACCAUAUUCCAAUAGUGUUUAUAAGGUGGUAGGCACCAUACUGUUGAUGUACCUGGUCUACUUUGCACCUAGAGGGGGCAUAAGGCACCAUAUUCCGAUAGUGUUUAUAAGAGAGAUGUGCUAGGCACUAUAUUGUUACUGUUCCUGGUCUACUUUGCACCUAUUGAGGGCAUAAGGCACCAAUUUCCAGUAAUCAUACUGUGUAUAUUAUUUCAAAUUAUAUUUUUUUAGCAUGGUUUGAUCAACAUCACUGUUUUGUAUUAGGGUAUUUUAGGUUUUGUUUGAUUUAAUUUGAUACAUUUUUCACUAAUAGUUAAUUUCCAAUGAAGGGUUUUGUUGAAAAGAUUUGCUGAGAGUGCUAAUUAAACUAGACAGAAAACGUUCA
Exaiptasia diaphana is the source of this 3679-nucleotide messenger RNA. RefSeq names its product sphingolipid C9-methyltransferase 2. Gene Ontology annotation, biological process: cellular response to biotic stimulus. The record is from RefSeq and is a predicted model, not a curated record. Bases 189 to 1562 code for a protein of 457 amino acids. The transcript has a single exon. Lineage: Eukaryota; Metazoa; Cnidaria; Anthozoa; Actiniaria; Aiptasiidae.